GAAGAGUAACGAAAGAUUACAGAGGGAGCGAGGAAGCUGAGAGGAGGGAGACUGGCUGUCUGCUGGAGAUCAGAGAGACUGUUUGAAACAGAGUUACUCAUUUGUAUCAGUUUGACUUCCAGUUUUGUAUCGAGCAGUUUCAGAUUGACAGUGUUUAAAUGACAGGGAUUAGUUGACACGUUUGUUUGUUUGACUUUCAGAGUUUGAUACAGAGUUUUUUUUUUUUUUUUAAAUCGCAGGCAGUAAACGAAACGUACGUCUGCUUGACUUUCUUGUCGAGUUUAGUAUUGGGCAUUUUCAAACUGUCAGGUAUUACAGGGGAGUCUGCUUCACUUGAAUUAAUUAAUUCAGUCACUCUGCAACGUGUCUGAAAAAUCAUUAGACAAAUGUCAAUCCGAGCUUUUAUGGUUAGAUAAUGUGUGUAUUUAAGCGUAAUUAAACUUUUUUUUUUUUAACUUUCAUUUUAUUAGAUUUCCAGUUAAACUGGACUAAUCCUGGAUUUAAUUUAAAAUGUAAGGCGCUGUCAGUCUUUGGGUCAGUAUAGCAGCUAAUUUAAAAAAAAGUAGUGAUUCACAAAGCACGGGUCUAUUUAAAUGUGUGAUGGGCUUAUUCAAGUUCACUGCUAAUAUUAGCCAUUAACUAACUCAAUUAAAGCUAGUAUUGUAUUUCACAGUACUGGCUUUCUACUUUGUUUCAGCAUAGAAUUGUAUUGUAUGAGUUAUUUUUGAUUGACUUAAAGUCUUUAGUUUGGUCAGCAGCUUGCUGGUUUACAGGGAUUUGUAAAGAUAAAAGAAUAUGACAACUUAAUAGCAGUAUUAAAAAAAUAACAUUAACAAUUGAGGGAAACCUAGAGAAGACAGACAAACAAAACAAGAAAAUCGUUUUUUUUUACCAGAGGAAAUAGUUUCAGAGAGAGAGGGAGGUUGCAGAAUUGAAAUGCCACAUUUUACAGUCACAAAGGUCCCUGAUGUUUCAGAGGAAGGAGACACGAAUGAGGCAGUCGAUUCAGCCGACAGUCACCCAAAGGCUUCCAAUCUCUACAUCAAUAACUCUCACUUUGUGGAUGACGAUGACUUCUAUGAUCGAAAUCUGGCUCUGUUUGAGGAAGAGAUGGACACUCGGCCCAAAGUCUCGUCUCUCCUCAGCCACCUGGCGAAUUACACCAACCUGACGCAGGGUGCCAAGGAGCAUGAGGAGGCGGAGAGCAUCGAGGGGGACAAGAGGAAACCCACCAAGGCUCCUAAGAUGGGCACCUUCAUGGGAGUGUACCUGCCCUGCCUUCAGAACAUCUUCGGGGUGAUCCUGUUCCUGAGACUCACCUGGGUGGUGGGGACGGCCGGUGUGCUGCAGGCCCUGCUCAUCGUGCUAAUCUGUUGCUGCUGUACCCUGCUUACAGCCAUUUCUAUGAGUGCAAUUGCAACUAAUGGGGUGGUGCCAGCUGGUGGUUCAUACUUCAUGAUUUCUCGUUCUCUGGGUCCUGAGUUUGGGGGCGCGGUGGGUCUGUGUUUUUAUCUGGGCACCACCUUCGCUGGAGCCAUGUACAUCCUGGGAGCCAUCGAGAUCUUCCUGAUGUACAUCGUCCCUGCAGCUGCUAUCUUCCGCUCGGAGAGUGAGGACGGCGAGGCGGCUGCGAUGCUCAAUAACAUGCGAGUGUACGGGACGUGCUUCCUGGUGCUCAUGGGCCUGUUGGUAUUCGUGGGGGUGAAGUACGUCAACAAGCUGGCCUCGCUGUUCCUGGCCUGCGUGGUCCUCUCCAUCCUGUCCAUCUACACCGGGGCGCUCAAGUCAGCCUUUGCACCACCCCACUUUCCGGUAUGCAUGCUGGGUAACCGCACCCUGUCUCGUCUGGAGCUGAGCGUCUGUGCCAAGUCGGUGAUCCGUGACAACGAGACGGUCCCCACGAGCAUCUGGAGCUCCUUCUGCCAGACCCUUUCCCCCUCCUCCUCGCUGUUCAACGCCUCCUGUGACGAGUACUUCAGCCAGAGCAACCUGACUGAGAUCCAGGGCAUUCCGGGGGCCGCUAGCGGGGUCAUAGCAGAAAACCUGUGGAGUGCUUACCUCAGCAAAGGGGAGGUGCUUGAGAAGGGAUCCCUCCCCUCUCCCGCUGUUCCAGGACCCCCGUCCAAUCGCUUUCCGUACGUGUUCGCUGACAUCACCACCUCAUUCACUCUGCUGGUUGGCAUAUUCUUUCCGUCUGUCACAGGGAUCAUGGCUGGCUCCAAUCGUUCAGGUGAUCUGAAAGAUGCUCAAAAAUCCAUUCCUCUCGGAACCAUCCUGGCAAUUCUGACAACUUCCCUAGUUUAUCUGAGUAAUGUUGUUCUGUUUGGGGCCUGUAUUGAAGGCGUAGUAUUGAGAGACAAGUUUGGAGAUUCGGUGCAGGGUAACCUUGUUGUUGGAAUCCUAUCUUGGCCCUCCCCCUGGGUCAUUGUGAUUGGCUCUUUCUUCUCCACCUGUGGGGCGGGGCUACAGAGUCUGACUGGAGCUCCCAGACUUCUGCAGGCCAUAGCGAAGGACAAUAUCAUCCCGUUUCUCAGGGUAUUCGGUCAUGGCAAGGCGAAUGGCGAGCCCACCUGGGCCCUGUUGCUGACCGCUCUGAUUGCAGAGCUGGGGAUCCUUAUUGCCUCUCUGGACCUGGUGGCUCCGAUCCUGUCAAUGUUUUUUCUGAUGUGCUACCUGUUUGUAAACCUGGCCUGCGCUGUACAGACUUUACUGAGAACUCCAAACUGGAGACCGAGAUUCAUAUACUAUCACUGGACGCUGUCCUUUCUUGGAAUGAGUAUCUGUUUGGCGCUGAUGUUCAUCUCAUCCUGGUACUACGCCAUCGUUGCCAUGGUGAUCGCAGGCAUGAUCUACAAGUACAUUGAAUAUAAUGGAGCUGAGAAGGAGUGGGGAGAUGGGAUCAGAGGCCUGUCUCUCAGUGCUGCCCGCUACGCUCUGCUCAGACUGGAAGAAGGGCCGCCUCACACCAAGAACUGGAGACCUCAGCUCCUGGUCCUGUUGAAGCUUGAUGAAGACCUCCAUGUGAAGUACCCUCGGCUCUUGACUUUUGCCUCUCAGCUGAAGGCCGGCAAGGGUUUGACCAUCGUGGGAUCGGUCAUUGUUGGGAACUUCCUUGAGAGCUACGGAGAAGCGCUGGCGGCCGAACAGACUCUGAAGCACCUCAUGCAGCAGGAGAAGGUGAAGGGCUUCUGUCAGCUGGUGGUAGCAGUGAAGGUGAGGGAGGGCAUCUCGCACCUCAUUCAGUCCUGCGGUCUGGGAGGCAUGAAGCACAACAGCGUGGUGAUGGGCUGGCCGCAGGGCUGGAGGCAGAGCGAGGACCCCCGUGCCUGGAAGACCUUCAUCAACACUGUGCGCUGCACCACGGCUGCUCACCAGGCCCUGCUGGUUCCCAAGAACAUCUCCCUGUUCCCCUCGAACUCGGAGCAGCUCUCGGAAGGGAGCAUCGACGUGUGGUGGAUCGUGCACGAUGGGGGCAUGCUGAUGCUGCUGCCCUUCCUGCUGCGCCAGCACAAGGUGUGGAAGAAGUGUCGCAUGCGGAUCUUCACAGUGGCUCAGAUGGAAGACAACAGCAUCCAGAUGAAGAAGGACCUGGCCACUUUCCUGUACCAGCUGAGGAUGGAGGCCGAGGUGGAGGUGGUGGAGAUGCAUGACAGUGAUAUCUCAGCCUACACGUAUGAACGAACCUUGAUGAUGGAGCAGAGAUCCCAGAUGCUGAGGCAAAUGAGGCUGUCCAAAUCUGACAGGGAGAGAGAGGCAGCGCUGGGAGAUUCAAGCAGGAAAGUGUCCGAUGCCUUCCCUUCCCGACCCUACCUCAGCGACAGUACUAGAAACAUUCAGGCUCAGUUAGUGAAGGACAGGAAUUCAAUGCUCCGCUUGACCAGUAUCGGCUCGGAUGAUGAUGAUGAGACGGACAGUGGUGCCGGGGGUCCGGAGCGGACUGACCGCGUCCACAUGACGUGGACAAAGGAGAAGCACCUGGCCUCGCGGGGGGUCAAAGCAGGGGGGGGGAGCGGCACCCCAGAGGGGUUCAGAGACAUGCUGAGCAUCCGCCCUGACCAGUCAAAUGUGCGCCGCAUGCACACGGCAGUGAAGCUGAACGAAGUCAUCGUCAACAAGUCCCAUGAUGCUCGCCUUGUGCUGCUCAACAUGCCAGGACCACCUCGCAACCCGGAGGGGGACGAGAACUAUAUGGAAUUCCUUGAAGUUUUAACCGAAGGUCUAGAACGAGUGCUAUUGGUCAGAGGAGGAGGAAGUGAGGUCAUCACGAUUUAUUCCUAAUAUUUGCCCAGCGACAGGGGUGGGGCCAAUAGAAUAUGAAGAGGCGGGGCCUAAAGGAGUCCUUGCCCUCUUUGUUUAAGCCCCUCCCACACUUAGACACUUUAAAAAUGAUUGCAUAUGUUGGAGAUGGAGAUACAUUUUUUGUUAAAGGGAUUUUUUUUGUCUUUUAAAGUUGAACGCACUUCUAAAUGUCUUUAAUAAAAAUACA
Messenger RNA from Polyodon spathula (Mississippi paddlefish), 4486 nucleotides. Its product is annotated as solute carrier family 12 member 6-like. Gene Ontology annotation, molecular function: potassium:chloride symporter activity. Gene Ontology annotation, biological process: chloride ion homeostasis; chloride transmembrane transport; chemical synaptic transmission. The transcript has 25 exons. Gene Ontology annotation, cellular component: membrane. NCBI's taxonomy places the organism in Eukaryota, Metazoa, Chordata, Actinopteri, Acipenseriformes, Polyodontidae. The coding region runs from base 937 to 4278 and encodes 1113 amino acids. The record is from RefSeq and is a predicted model, not a curated record.